GCCAGUCCACCGAGGCUGCGGGACGGGAAGGUCGUCGGAAGGAUGGGGGCGCCGGCGCCGGGUGCUGGGGGACGUCCGGGCCCCGGGAUCGAGUGGAUGGAUCAAUGAACCGCAGAGCUGAGGGGAGGAGGAGGCGAGGGGGCAUACGCAACCUCCCUAACGGCAGGCGGCAUGUCCAGCCGGUCCAGCGGUCCAGCGCUCUGGUCAACCCGGCGGUCAUGUUCGGCACACGAAAGACCUGGGACCUCGGCCACGCCCCCUGCCUGCAGGAUCUCUGGAAGAAAGACCUCUCAUUGGAUGCGAGCUCAGUGGACUUCCUGAUGAGUGAUGGUGAAGACGACGGCUCCUUCCUUUCUCUGCCAAGCACCGCCUUCUCGCAGCGCCCCUCUCUGACCGCCGAGCUCAGUGAAACGAGCGCGACCAGCCAGCAGCUGAUUAUCCAGACCCUACAGGACAAAGUUUGCGAGUUUCAGGCUCGACUUCACUCUGAAGAAGUAGCCCGCCACCUGCUGGUCCAGCAGCUGCAGCAAAGUGUCAAAGAGAAGACGUGUGGAGGCGUUAAGACGCUGCAGGAGGAGCGGACGUCAGAGACGCCCAGCGGUCAGUGUGUGGAGGAGCUGGAGGAGAAGCUGUUGGAUCAGACCCAGGAGGUGGAGAGACUUCGCUCUGAACUGGGGGCGACAGACCUGGAGAAGCAGCUGGAGCUGCUGCUGGUGGAGAAUGAGCGUCUGAAGCAGGAGCUGAAGUCAUGCAGGAGCUCAAAGCUUCAGAAGCUCGAUGCUGCCGCAGAGACCUGCAGCUGCAGCCACUGCCCCCACAGCCAGGACGCGGAGGCCCUGCAGAGGGAGGUGUCCCGCUGGGAGACCCAGGCCCGGCAGAGGGAGCGGCGGCUAGCUGAGCUGGAGAGAGAGCUGCUGGAGAAAAGCUCCAGGAUGGAGGCCCUUCAACGGCAGCUGGACGACUCCACCCGGCAGCUGGACGACAGCCGCAGGCAGCUGGAGGAGUCGAGGCGGAGGCAGGGGGAGGCUGAGCAGAAACUCACCCUCCGGCUGCAGGAGUGCGAGGAGGAGCUCGCCAGACAGGCAGCGACGCCCCCCAGAGUCAAAUAUGGAUACAAGUCAAUCUUGAAUCGGGGAUAUUUAAACGUUUUCCGUGAGGCUCAUCGUACAGAUGAACGCAAAGGCAGAAACUCGAUGAUGUGCUCGGGUGUGUAUUCUGACACUGGCCUCCACCUGUGUGCAUCUGCCCUCCAGAUCCUGGUCUAUGAAGGAGAGAUGGAGCGAGCUCAGGGUCAGCUGGAGGCGGAGAUGCAGAACCUGGAGGAGGAGAAGAACCGCGUCAUCGAGGAGGCGUUCAUCCGAGCCGAGAGCGAGAUGAAGGCCGUCCACGAGAACCUCGCAGUGUUUGGUCUCCAAGGUAACAUCCGUGUGUUCUGUCGCGUCCGGCCGGUCAGUCAGGAGGAGCAGGACUCCGCCGAUGCCAAAACCAUGCUGAGCUUCGACUCGGACGACGACGCCAUCCUCUACCUCUCUAACAAGGGCAAGGUCAUGACCUUUGAGCUGGAUAAAGUCUUCCCCCCUCACGCCACGCAGGAAGAGGUGUUUCAGGAGGUUCAGGCUCUGAUCACUUCCUGUGUUGACGGCUAUAACGUCUGCAUCUUCGCCUACGGGCAGACCGGGUCCGGGAAAACCUACACCAUGGAGGGUGUCGCUGAUAACCCCGGCAUUAACCAGCGUGCUCUGCGGCUGCUGUUCUCCGAGGUAUCGGAAAAAGCUCCAGACUGGGACUAUAAGAUGACCGUCAGCAUGGUGGAAAUCUACAACGAGACGCUGCGGGACCUGCUCGGGGAGAAUCCGUCUGACAAGCUCGACAUAAAGAUGAAUCCCGACGGCAGCGGCCAACUCUACGUCCCCGGACUGACCGAGAUCACCGUGCAGAGUCCCGAGGACAUCAACAAGACAUCUCUCUCAUGA
Neolamprologus brichardi is the source of this 1973-nucleotide messenger RNA. The record is from RefSeq and is a predicted model, not a curated record. NCBI's taxonomy places the organism in Eukaryota, Metazoa, Chordata, Actinopteri, Cichliformes, Cichlidae.